This is a messenger RNA of Pocillopora meandrina, 3834 nucleotides long. The record is from the annotation of a GenBank genome assembly. Lineage: Eukaryota; Metazoa; Cnidaria; Anthozoa; Scleractinia; Pocilloporidae.
UGAUGUACUCCUGAUUAUGCCAAAAGUAACGGAUCAUUAGAAGCUUUUGACAUGGAAAUUAGAGAAGAACGUCCCUUUUUCAUCAGACAUUUUACUUCGAUUACUCGAAUCGUUGGCCUGUUUACCAGCGCAGGCAAGUUAAUUUCUUAUUUCGAAUAAGCUUCACUGUGUUGCAAUUUCAAGGAAAAUUCCAAGGAAUAGACAAAAAGUACACAUAAUCCUGAGGUCUCAUUGCAUAAUUUAAAUACGUGCCCAUUACGACACGAAAAGGGCUUUCAGGAUUCAAGACGAAGCUUGUAAAAUUUUAUCAAUAAUUUAUCGGAUAUCACAUGUUUUGUGGCUUGCUUUUAUAUGUAUAGAAUGAUAUGGCAUGUUUGAGUUGUAUAUGUGGCUUUUGAGGAAGUAAUUUUCUUUACAGAGACCUAAUCUGUUAUUUCAGUUCAAUACCUACAGAGAAGAUUUCGGAAAUUAGAAAUAUUUAAUAAGUUUGGUGAAGCCAUUGCCAUCAUCAUCUGUAAGAGAUCCAGACGUCAUGGGUUCUUGAAAACAAUCGUUACUCUAAUCUUCUUGUAUGAAAGGUGGGGGAAGGAUACCAUGUCAGAGAAUUUCUCCUCAAAUAUUUGAACAUUCUUACUUUUUAAAAAUUAUAUCUAGCCUUGUGGUGGACAGGUGUAUUUCUGGCUGACCAAGAUGACAAAAGGGUAGCUGCAUACCUUAUGUAAGUGUCAUACAAUUUUUUUUUAUUAUACAACACACUGGAUCAUGCCUGCAUUUUUAUUGUUUCUUAAUUAAUCUUGUUUAUUAUAUUUUGUAAAAUUAGAUAAAAGACCUUUGCAUUUUAUAAUUUUAGAGUAAUGUUGUGAUUGGUUAAUAGUCACCAUGGUACACUGUGUAUUGAGUUAUUCACCUUGCCUUAUAGCUGGCUGUGAAACAUACAAAUGCAAAUAGAUUUUAAAAAUUUCAGGUAUUGAGCAAAAAAUGAAAGAUUUGUUGUAUCUAAGUAAUACGUAUUCUUAUUUUUUUCAGGAUAUGUGGUUUUGCUGUUACUUUUUUUGAGAUAACAUUCAUUUUGGACAAGUGUGCUUGUUGUGGGUAAUGUAUCAAAAUAAAUAUUUAAUUUUUUUUCUUUAUAAAUAUGACAAACAUGACAAUUUGUAUUCUGUUAGAAUUGUUCUGUCAAAUCUCUUGAAAUAGAUACCUCCAUCGGACAAAACUUUGUUUAAUUUGGAUAGCAAAAUAGCAAAUUUUGAUUUGAAAUGUUAUAUUAACUCUUUCACUCCGAAGAUUUAAUCAGUAAUUCUCCUUACUAUCUGCCAUACAAUUCUAAUGAUGUUAGUUCAGAGAAUUUGGUAUUGGAUUAACUAAUAAUCCCAUAAUUGAUAUUCUUCUCUAUUCUCAUCACCUGCCUGUUUGAUAUUGUAAGGAGAAAUUCUGUCUUGGUCACUUGGGGGAAUGAAAGGGUUAAAUGUAACGUUUCAAAUAAAAUAAAUAUUGUAUCAUAAAUGUUAUGAUACGCUAUUAAUAUUAGAUUAAGUUAAGAUCUGAUUGAAUCACUUUAUUUCCUCUCUGAAAAUUUACAAGCUUUCAAACACUAAUUGUAUUCAAAUUUCUCUAAGAAGGGUUUUAUAAAUCUCAGAAUCAUUGUUGUCACAUAUCCUCUAACAUCUAUCAGGUAGACAUCUCUUCAGGACAAACGUCUGCGGCUGGUUCAAACAGUGUCUGUCCUAGAGAGAGUUGAUUAUGACUUACUACAGAUAACAAGUCUUGAUAGAGGUUUUUUCAGUAUUAAAGGUGUUGAAAGCAAUCUGGAAUUGCAUUUGUUUCACUCUGUUUAAAAUGAAUUUGGGAUUGGUCUUUAAGGGAGCUCCAAUUUUUUCUAUGAAUCAUACAGUCAGGAGUACAUGUAAAUUGAAGUCAUCAGCUCUCUCUUCCUCACAUUUUCUCAUAUUAUCUUGAUCUAGCACAAAAUUCUUAUAACUUAUUUACAAGUAAAUGUGUUGCAGCUAGAAGGGAGAAUUAACAAUCAGAUCCUGGGAGUUAAAGGGCUAAAAUGCUCUCCCUAAUGUUUCUGUUCAUUUUCAGCUCCUGAUCAUAGCUUUCUGUUUGGUCUCCAACAGUACUAUAAACAGUUAUUCUUGUUAACCCUUUAACUCCCAAGAUCUGAUUGUUAAUUCUCCCCUCUAGCUGCUACAUAUUUACCAGUAAAUUAGUUAUGAGAAUUUGGUGUUAUAUCAAGAUAACAACUUCUACCUCAUAAGUUUGAAUGUUUUCAUUACCUGUUUGCUGGAUGAUGUAAGGAUAUUAUCGGGAGAAGUUUCAUGUUUAUCACUUCUGGGAGUUAAAGGGUUAUUAUAUACCCAGACUUGUAAAUUAAGAUGCUUUUAAAGUAAAAUGGAUGAAGUUGUUAACCUCAUUUUAAUUUUUAUGGCUUCUCAUUUUUAUCAGGGAAGAGAGUUGUGGCCAGGCUUUGUGGAAGUAUGUACUAGCUGUUGAUAACUGGAAGAAAUCACUAAUUUAUACUUCAUUGUCUGUCAUGUGCUACUUGCAUCCCAAGGAGUUCUGGCAAGCUGUAAUUGCUGGGGUUUUACUGGAUUUUACAGCAUUGCUAUAUCUCAUAAGAACUUUCAGAACCAAAAAUGCACUUGAACCCUAUAGAUAUAAACAACUAGAAGUUAGAUAAUAAUUAUUUGUCUCAAAUCAAGCACAUUCAUUUGAAAUGAGGCAUCAAAGUUGCAUAACAUUUAAUUAUAUAGUAUUUAAUACCAUUAAGUAUCAUUGCAAGGCAGUUUGGCCUUGAGGCAAAGACUGCCUUCAACAAAUAACACGAUCAAUGUAAUCAUGUAACAGAUGUCUAUGAAAUGAAGUGUAUUUUCAUAGGGAAUAUUAUUUAUUAAAUGCUUUCAAUGCUUAAACUUUGGAGAAAUGAAAACGUUCAUUGAGCUAAUACUCUUGACUCAAGAAUUAUUAGACAUUUUAAUCCCAUUUACCAAUGUUACACUUAACAUUACACACAUAGGCAUACAAGAUAUUCAUUUCAAAAAACAAAUAUUUCAUAUAAUAUGUAUAAUAUAUACUUCCAAACAAGAUCCUUAUAUUUCACCCAGAUUUUACUUUGCAAAGAAAAAAUAGACCUGAAGCACAUGAAUCUAAGUAGCUUUGUUUUAACUAUUGUUUUUAUUAUAGUAUAGAAAUAAUUAGUAAUACUAAAACUCCAAUCCUAAAAAUUGGGAAUUUCAUUGCUAAGGAUUCAUUUGAUAUUUCUUCAUUAUUGUUCUUUUUCCAAUAAACUACCAAUGAUAGCACCAUAGUUGUUUGCUUCUCCCAGAAAGCUAGUAUUAUUUCUGCCAAACUUGAACCUCACCAUAUUAAUUGAUAAAGCCACACUUAAUGUAUUAAAUUAUAUAAAAAAGGAAAAAAAACAUACAUCAGGACUUUGUAUGUCAGAAAUCAUCAAUAUGCACCUAGGGUUUGGAGUUUAAAUUCCUAAAAGAAGGAUUUAAACCAGAAUCAUAUUCACCUUAUGAGCUGGUUGGAUAUAGAUAACAGAUUAAGCAACACACAAUCUAGUGUCAUUGUGAAUUUAAGGGAUAAAGAGGAAAUUUUUGGAAACUAUUAAGACAACUUAGCUUUCAGGAUUAUUAGCAAGGAAUGAUCAAUUUCAAGGCUGUCGAUUAUUUAUUAUAUUUACUCAUUAGAGAUAAAAUGAGGGCCUGUGGUAAUGGAUUCAUUCAAAAUAUUUACACAAUCCAAAUUAUUGAAUGUAUAUUUCCCUCUACUCAAUGUCAACCAUAUGCAACUCCUAUGUCUUUGAAAAUAAAAAGGUCUCAUUGCAAG